This is a messenger RNA of Notothenia coriiceps (black rockcod), 6908 nucleotides long. RefSeq names its product forkhead box P4 (gene foxp4). Gene Ontology annotation, molecular function: RNA polymerase II cis-regulatory region sequence-specific DNA binding; DNA-binding transcription repressor activity, RNA polymerase II-specific. Gene Ontology annotation, biological process: regulation of transcription by RNA polymerase II. The transcript is spliced from 14 exons. Gene Ontology annotation, cellular component: nucleus. The record is from RefSeq and is a predicted model, not a curated record. NCBI's taxonomy places the organism in Eukaryota, Metazoa, Chordata, Actinopteri, Perciformes, Nototheniidae. The coding region runs from base 181 to 1755 and encodes 524 amino acids.
CAGGAGUACUACAAGAAGCAGCAGGAGCAGUUGCAUCUCCAGCUUCUGACUCAGCAGCAACAACAGCAACAACAGCAGCAGCAGCAGCAACAGCAGCAACAGCAGCAGCAGGCCGGGAAGCAAGCAGCAAAAGAGCAGCUAGGCAGUAAGCAGUUGGCCUUCCAGCAGCAGCUGAUCCAGAUGCAGCAGCUCCAGCAGCAGCACAUCCUCAACCUCCAGAGACAAGGCCUGGUACCACUGCAGCCCACCGCCGCCAUGCAGUCUCUGCAGCAAGCGAUGUGUCCGUCAGACCUCCAACAGCUGUGGAAGGAGGUGUCGGGGGUGCAGAGCAGUGAGGAGGCCCUGAAACAUGCCGAGGGCCUGGACUUGAGCACCAACAGCUCUAACUCUACCUCAGCCUUCCCCAAAGCUGCCAGUGCUCACAUCCCACUGCACAGCCUGGUCAACGGACAGAGCCACACCCCAAAGAGAGACAGAGCCCGACUGUUUGAGUGGAUAUCCUCCUUCACCAAGGCAGACAUUGGAGAUGAACAUGUCCCCCUUUACUCCAAAAGUGGCCACACCCCCAGCAGCCAUCAUGAGGAGCAUGCCGGCUCCCAUCCUCUCUACGGCCAUGGAGAGUGUAAAUGGCCUGGCUGUGAAGCACUGUGUGAGGACAUGGGACAGUUUAUCAAGCACUUGAACAAUGAGCACGCCCUCGAUGACCGCAGCACUGCUCAGUGCCGAGUCCAGAUGCAGGUGGUCCAGCAACUGGAAAUACAGCUGUCAAAAGAGAGUGAGCGACUUCAGGCCAUGAUGACCCACCUGCACAUGCGCCCCUCAGAGCCAAAGCCUUUUAACCAACCUCUGAACCUGGCUUCCGGUGGCUCUCUGUUAAAGCGGGACAGCGAUAUGUACCCAGAGGGUCUUGGUCACCCCCCCACCUCAGCUGCCGCCCCAAUCACCCCAAUGCGCCAGGGCCCCUCAGUCAUCAGCUCCUCCAGCCUGCACUCACACUCCCACUCCCACUCGCACGGGGUCGGGCCCAUACGCAGGCGCAACUCCGACAAGUACUGCACCCCCAUCGCCUCAGAGCUGGCUCAGAACUGUGAGUUCUACAAGAACGCUGAUGUCAGGCCUCCUUUUACUUACGCCUCUCUUAUACGCCAUGCCAUACUGGAGUCCCCAGACAGACAGUUGACUCUCAAUGAGAUCUACAACUGGUUUACACGGAAGUUUGCCUAUUUCAGGAGAAACACAGCCACAUGGAAGAAUGCUGUGCGCCACAACCUGAGUCUGCACAAAUGUUUUGUUCGCGUUGAGAACGUGAAGGGAGCUGUGUGGACUGUGGAUGAAGUUGAAUACCAAAAGAGGAGACCACCAAAGAUGACCGGAAGUCCCACUCUGGUGAAAAACAUGAUUUCAGGCCUCGGCUUUGGAUCCCUAAACGCCAGCUACCAGGCGGCUCUGGCAGAGGGCAGUCUGUCCCUACUGAGCCCCUCCAUGAUGUCCCCCUCUGCGGCCAGCCUCAACAUGCUGCAUGUGGGCCACGAUGAUGUCAGCUCCACUGUGGAGCAGGUCAACAGCAACGGCAGCUGCAGCCCCACGCUCAGCCCUCACCAGUACAGCCACCAUGUGCAUGUGAAGGAGGAGCCCACCGAUCUGGAGGAGGACAUCCGGUCAGUAUCUCUCCUGUCCGGCGCCACACACAGCCUGCCGUUGCCGAGCGACGAGCGCGACCUGGAGGAGGAUCUUCCCACAGAGGAGCUGGAGUAGAACAGAUGCCCAUUGGACCGGAGGGAAAUCACUCCCUGAACCCUCUUGUCAGCGUGAAGAGGAAACGAUAGCUACAGUACACUUAAGAGAGAAAAAAGAGAAUGUUUUUUUUUGUUUUUGAGAAAAUGCAAGCAACCAAGGACAACAUUGAGAAAAACUCCAAACAGGGUUAGAUCUCCGUUACUCGUAAGGCGCUAAAACAAGACAGUGGAACACUGCUUUACCUCCAUGUGUUUCUUUUACAACACUUGGCUCAGAGGUGUAACACCACUUACCGCGUAUACACAACACAAAAAACACUUACACACACACACACACACAAAAUCACUUGUCAAACAUUGUGUCAUCAUCCUCCCUGGUCAGCCUCUGUGUAGAGACCCUCAGAGGUUUGGACACACACUCUUCUCCUUGCCCGACCACUCUGCAAACCCCCCCACUCGCUGUUGUCCCAGGCUGCCUGGCUAGCUGUUUUAUUUUUACGUCAGUUAAGAAGCCACACAGGUGUGCGAGUGUGUGUGUGUGUGUGUGUUUGACAGAGAUAGACACACACAGGAUAAUGUGUAUAUAUAUUUGGAGCAGUCACCAGGGGCUGUGCAGUACACCUCUCCUUUUUCCCCCUCCUUGAGUCAAUCACUUGCAUUUUCAUUAUUUUUUUUUUUGAUUGAAAUGAAACUGUCGGGCUUCAAGAUGGGAAGGGAGGAGGAGCGCUUUCAAAGAUUACCUCCAACAGUGCUCCGACACUUCUGCAGAGCAGGCGAGGCUGUGGCCCGGGUCUCUGUCUAAACUUCUGCCCCCCCCGAACACCUUUUUAACUCUUUGCUUCUGAGUAAAAAGAAAUGUUCCUUACCCCACCUCAAUCCCUUCCCAUCCCUACCCCAAAAAGACUGCAGGAAUAGGACCAUUUGGUGCUGUCCUUCUCCUCCGCUCCGUCUGCGGAUGGAGCGAUGAGCUCGGAACACUUUGAGAAUGAGAAGAAAGGAGGGGACCAGAGAAAAAUGAGGGAGGAAUCGUCUACAGAAAAAUUGUGACUUCAAAAGAAAACUGGUCAUGAUUAUGGAGUAUAACAAGAAAAAAAGUGUGGUAGCUUUUGUCAUUUCCUUUUUUAUUUGAUGUUAUUAUCAUUGUUUAUUUUUGAGGAUCAAUAUUUCCAUGGUGGCGUUCUGUUUCAACGUACCUUUUCUUAGGAUGCUGUUUUUGUUUUUGUAUUGUAAAUUGUUUGAUUUAUUCUGGCUGUUCACACCAUUCCAAAUGAGUAUUGGCAACAACAAAAAAAGAAAGCGCAGUAUUGUCCCAACUUGUGAUACCCGACCCCCGCUCCUGCCCCUCUCCCUUUCUGUCCCAAGUGUAGCAGGCAAGAAAUAUGGAAAUAGCACUUAAAGUUGCCAUUAUCCAGACAUUAUUUAACAGCUGAACCUUUUUUUUAAUUUGUAUUCUCUCUCUUUCAUUUGUUUUUGGUUGUGUAUUUAGUUGAGAAAUAUCAGUAAUGCUUUAAAAAAAAUAUAUAUUAUUACUGCAGUGAGAGAAUACCUCAUCCCACAAAGGUUCUGCCUGGAACUGUGUCCAAAUUGAUAAACAAAAAGGGGGAAUUCUUUCUGUGGGACACCAAAUGCGGCAACUCUGCUCAGCUUCGAUUCAAAGCUCUAUGGUUGUAAUAGUUACUGUGUAGAAGCUAUCUGCAAUUCACUGUGUGAGUUUGUGUUAAAGGAAUAGCACGUGAGAUUUUUUGUUUUUGUUUUCCGUGAGCAUAAAAAGCAUUACUUUUCUCUACAGUGCCAUACCAAAUUUAACAUUUAUUUUAAACUAUUAUCUGCUUAUUCCCAUUUUAUUUUUGUUACAGGUAACCAAAGAAAUAUGUAGAAAACCAAAAACCCUGUAGUUUAUUUUGCCCUUAUGAGUUUCCUUUUUUUUUCUUCUUAAAGAAUUGGCCAAAAGACAACAAACCAGGAGUUUGAAUUCUUAUUAUUGUAUUCAUAUAAAUAUUGUGUCGACAUUUUCCAUAAUUUACAGUGCUGACCAUUCCGAAAACCAAAGUGUGUGAAGCAAACUAGGACUCGGAGAUGAUAAACGGUUACGAAUGACUCACAUUAGGUAUGAGGCCAAAAACUAGUAUUAACAAACCUCGCACAGUUCCUCUGAAAAAACUAAAAGAAAGAGAAAAGAAAAAAGCACUUAGAGGUGAAACCCUGUCUCUCCCACUCUCAGGCUAAACUGUGUUCCAAACACAACCCGACUGGCCCUACUGCUGUAAGAGCAGGCCUAAAAAUUAGGCACUCGUGAGGCAUUUGAACACUUUCCGCUUAACAGGAUACUUUUUCUGGUGCUGUCCUAACAAACAUUUGGAGUUUUUCAAUCUAGGGAACAAACAUAACCCUGUUGAUCUGUAUGUAAUAUUUGCAGAAAGGGGAAGUGUACUGGACACAAGUCACAUCUUUGAAGGAGUUAUUCCAAAAACAUACAUUAUUUAAUAAAGAGGGAACAAGUAAAAAAAAACAUGCCAAUGUAAGAGGAAAACAACCAAGGGACAUCAUGUAAUUGAAAGUUGGGUUCAUAUUUUCUUACUUUUUGUCAAACUAUCUCUUGCACUUCAGACGAUUUUCUCUUAUUUAAUGAAAGAACCUUUCCGAUGACUUUGUGUUCAAACAGGACUGUUUCCUGUCACAUUAGAGACUGAUUUCUAACAAAGUACAAAGUGGCAGACAGACAUCUUGAAACGAGAUAAAAAACCAAAAAUAACACUACCUCCUUUUCAAAACGGUUCAACACAUAGCCAAUGGGAGACCGAACUAAAAUAUUUUUUUCCUCCAUUCUUACUCGAUGAUUAUAACAAAUGCCAAAAUUGUUGUUAGACAUUACUGUAUGACUGACAAGAGAAAACAAAGCUAUUUGGCGAUCUGGACUCCCUAACACAUCUGCUCGAGCCCAAAAACAUAGAGACGUUUCACUUUCCAUGGAAUUAAAAAAUGACUACCUCUCCUUAAACCACAUCUAAAGCACUCUCUACGUCUCUAAGUGUGUUGUGAAGUGCUCGAUAUAUGAAACUGUUUUUUAUCAGCUGACCAUAUUCCUGCAUCGAUUAGCUCUGAUCUAAGUGAACAGCCUCUCACUGUGUGCUCUGACUGAACAUGUGCAUAUUCAUGAACAGAAAAUGGUUGUUAAAACACACACAGGAGUAACAGAGGCUUAGAAGCGGGGCUGUGGGUUAGUGCAACAGAGGCUCUAACCAUCCAGAUAUCCAAAGACCCUCAACACAGCGGCAGCCGCUUCGCCAAAACACUCAGAGAUGCUGAGAGGACUAACACACACUUAAAGAAACUCAUCACUACUACUAGUAAUAUCCAAACCCAGAGGAACUGCUGCAUACAGUACAUAGAUGAUCUCUGACUUGUGCUUUAAGGUACACCUGUAAACAAAGCUGUUUUAUAAAGAUGUAGAUUGUUCACAGGUCGUCAUGUUACACUUCUGUUCUUUCUCCAGCUUGGCAUAACAUGUUGUAUUCUUGUAUAUUAAUGCUUGACUUAUCUCUCCAGGGCAUUCUUUCCCGUUUUGUCCUUUUGAUUUUUCUGAUCUCCUGUUUUUAUUUUCCGCACCUGUUUAGCUAUUGUAAAGCUUUCAGCUCUGAUUCCUAUACUGUACUGCUAAUGCUGAAGUAUAUGUAUUUUUCAUAUUAAGUGCUGCAGGUAUCUUGGUUUAUUAGUUUUCGUUUUGUUUGUUUCCAUUUUUUCAGUUCUUCAUAAAACGUCUGGGACGCUGAUUUUUUAAGUGUAUUAUCUCAAAAAAAAAUUAAAAGAAUAAAAGUUAGAUCAGUGGUUUAGGUAACACCUGUUUGUAUAUUUAUCUUAGCUAGGUCUAUUUUGAUACUUUUUUGUCUCUGUACUGCAUUUAUGCAUUUUUAAGGAAAGAAAAACAAAACAAAUGGAAAACAAACUAAAAAGUUACUUCAUUAUGUAUUGAUACCUCAGAAGGACUUUUUCUCAAAGACAGGACCAAAAUCUCUGAAAAGAAAAAGAGAAAGAGGAAAAAAUGUAUGAAUAUGUAGCCCCUCUCUUGCUUUAAAAAAAAUCGCGGAGCUCUAGAAAGAUAUUGCUGUUGGUCCUCUCAGGUGCCAAUAUGUGUCCCAGCUCCCUGUGACCCCUCCCUCUGACCCCUGACCCCUGUCAUUCCUGUGCUGAACCCUGACCCGCAGAGCUGCCAAUCAUCUGCAGGCGCCAUGGGGGUGUCACUGAGUCACACACCUGGCUGGUGGUGACCAGUCACAGACCCCAUCUCCCAGUCCCAGAGGCAGAUCAAAGCCCGACACUGUUGCAUUUUUGAUACUCCUCCUCAUGUGUAGUCUCAAUACCAAAAUGUGGAAUGGCUCUCAGAGAUGCAGCUUACCCUCUGACUACCAAAGGCAUUGAAGGCAACCAUUUGCUUAGUCCAAACUCCUGAACUGUAACCAAACUGUAACCAAACCAAUGCCACAACUUUAACCAAACAAAAACCAAGCUACUUCCAAAAGUAUCCAUGGACUUCACUGAUAGCUGUUAUCUCGUACAUCGUAAAGGUGUUGUAGGAGCAGCCUGCAUCCUAUUGGCUGGUGACUGACUCAAAGGACACGGGGAGCCCAAAUCCUGACUUGUGAUUGGACAGUUCUGAGGUGUCAUGUGAGGGGGGAAGGGACUCUCGAAGUGGAGCAUUGCCUGGUGGUAUUAUCACGUAGAUAGCCAGAAUCCGAUGGAACUACCACUUCAGCUCUCCUCUGGUUAAACCUAAGGAAUGUGUGUACAUUUUCAGCAGUGACUCUGUAUUGUUUCUUAGUUUCAGUUUACCUGUUUACCUCUCUUUUUCCUUUGGUUUUUGUUCUGUUUCUUGUUAUUUGAAAGUGUGACCCGAGGAAGAGGUGGGGACAGGGACUGGGCGGCAGCUUUAGACAGAAAGUGGAGCCCAGCCCUCUGACCCUCCCCCCCGGGCAGCCAUGUAAUGCCAGUCACUGCCCUUUCCUUCAUGCUGUAUAAAAAAACACACACAUAUAUCUGUGUAUUUGUAACCUGAAUCUUCUUGUGUCUGUCCAUGCAGACAAUAAAAAAACUGUACAGUAGGUCUAGUUGCAUGUAAUCUGUACUAAUUAUUGACAAUGGCAUUAUAAAAUGCAAUAAAAUACUUAUUACACUGUC